AAGCACAGAUUCAAGAUGAAACUGUGGACGUCCAUCGCAGUGUCCGUCUGCGUCGCAAUGGAGUUGGUGUACGCUGUACACGAAACUUCAUUCUCCAAAGAAAGCUGCGAACUUGAUCCAGACCCAGGAAUCUGCAGAGGAAUGUUGAAGCAGUGGUUUUACAAUUCCACGUCAUUUCGCUGUGAAACGUUCCACUACGGAGGUUGUCUCGGAAAUGCGAACAAGUUCGACACCCUAGUUGAAUGCAACAAGAAGUGCAGAGACGCUGUCCUCGGAGUCUGUGCCUUGGCCGAGCCCAAGCAAAUUUGCCGCGCAGCAUAUAGGGGCUACAGGUUCAAUGCUCUGAAGCAAAGAUGCGAGUCUUACAUCUAUUGCAACAAAAACGCAAAUCAUUUCGCAACGGUAGAAGAGUGUGAACAACAAUGUGGCAAGUUUGCACAAGAUCCAUGCUUUCUGCCGAAGCACGCUGGUCGCAACUGCACCACAGAAGCUCGCAUGCAAAAUUACUGGUUCAACAGCGAAACAAAAUCGUGUGAACUCUUUGACUACAACGGAUGCGGAGGGAACGGAAAUAACUUCGUCGAAGAAUCAGACUGCUGGAGCACGUGCGCCAAAUAUGUAGAGAACAACUGUGCCUAUCCGAUUAAAUCCGGAUACUCCUGCCCAAACGGAUCAAAAGAGGUUGUGUUUGGAUAUAAUAGCCAUACCAAGAGAUGUGAGAGAUUCGUGUACUCCGGCUGCGGUGGUUACCCGAACAAGUUCCGAAGCGCAAGCGAGUGCUGGAAGACGUGUGGUCUGAAUUCUGGAAGCAAAUGUGUGGAGCCCGGACCUAAAAACAGUCUAGGACUUGUGAAGAAAUACUACUACGACAUACAAACUGACAGCUGCAAGACUUCACGAUACUCGCCCUUUUCGAGCAAAAAGAACCGGUUUGACUCGUUGGCAGACUGUGAGAAGGAAUGCCAAGGUAACUUCACCUACAUCAGCCAAACUAUCUGAGAAGACCACAUAUCUAGUAUACAUAGGGAAGGCUAGCUUGAUGAGGUGCUGCAAUUUAGGUGAUGUAUAUUGCAACGCACAAUGGGGAAAAUGGUGAGGUCACAUUUGAUGAGGUCACAAGUCAACAACAGCAGAACAUAAUUCGUCUCCUCCACUAUUCCGGAGUUCCAGCAACUUCCCGCGAUAUGAGUAUUAUGCAGUUACCUUAAAUAAACGGUC
Molecule: messenger RNA, 1218 nt
Organism: Rhipicephalus sanguineus (brown dog tick)
Lineage: Eukaryota; Metazoa; Arthropoda; Arachnida; Ixodida; Ixodidae
Product: actinia tenebrosa protease inhibitors
Exons: 7
Coding region: 16-999 (327 amino acids)
Molecular function (GO): serine-type endopeptidase inhibitor activity
Source: RefSeq, a predicted model, not a curated record